Molecule: messenger RNA, 5260 nt
Organism: Odocoileus virginianus texanus
Lineage: Eukaryota; Metazoa; Chordata; Mammalia; Artiodactyla; Cervidae
Gene: UBQLN1
Product: ubiquilin 1
Biological process (GO): autophagosome assembly; regulation of macroautophagy
Cellular component (GO): autophagosome; cytosol
Molecular function (GO): polyubiquitin modification-dependent protein binding
Source: RefSeq, a predicted model, not a curated record
ACCUUGAGGAGUAAUGAUUACUUCACAUCUAAACAUAUGUAAACAGCCAUUCUUUAGCAGAAAGCUCUGUGUACUUUCAUGUUGUUGAAAAAUGCUGCCAGAAACUUCGCUGAUAUGAAAUGACGUCGCUAUAGCAAUUUACACGUUCAGAAGUUCUUAGACUCAGAUUUCAGAGUGGCUCUGCUAAGAAGCGGACUUCAUGCAAGAGUACUGAAAAGAGCCAGAACAGAGCUGGACGGUUUAAGAACAGAAAUACAAAGUCUAUCUUUCCACACCUGGGUCAUGGAGUGGUGUCAAAGUUUACAUUUGCGCAAUACUGGUUUAUACAGUUUAUGUCCAGUGUUGUACAUUCCUUGCAAGUCAUCUUUAAAGGCAAGUGAUGAGGUCAUUUCAAAUUUAAUAUUCUCUAGGGAAAAAUUAACUUCCUGUUUCUUAUUUACACAUGUAUUACACUGAAAAUAAUUUUUGAAUGACUACCUUUGAUGUCACCUAAAGUCUGAAACAGGGCAAUAAGUUAAUUUGGUAGAGUAUAAAAUGAACACCUCGGCUACAUUGUGCUGUCUCAGCCGGGAGAGCACGCCUUGGAUACUAUAUUUCUGCCCCAAACAUCUUACGGGACAGUAUUGACAGAGAAUUCACCCGGGGGCUAGCAGGGCUUUCAGCGCCACUCCCAACAUAAGAGGCCUGAUCCCCUGACCUAACCUUGCUGACCAGGGUGGGAAGCUCUGGCCUCGGAGCACUGACCGCUCGGAACAGAGCAGGGUGGCGACAGGGGCGUCCUCCAUUUUCCUUUCUUUAUGAUGAGGAUUUUUUUCGUCCAUUAACUUAUCUUUCAAUUCUAGCACACCGUGUAGUAAAAGCAAACGUAAGUACGCCACAUUUAAGUACAUUUCAAUAUCAACUACAAAAAACCCUCGCGGGCAUUUGUUCCAGACCCUCCUCCCAGUGGGGUACACCGUGAAACAAGCUCAGGCUCCUAUGGGAUGCGCACCGUAACCGCCGGAGUGAGGUGAGAGGGUGGGGGAGAACUACCUGGCCUGCCAUCGCGCAGGCGCAUUUCCGGCCGCAGCGCCCAGUGGUCUAGCUCCCUUUCCAGUAAUUUCGCUAGCCGUGACGUCAUCCUCGUGCGCCCUUACGGUGCCUCCCAGAACCCCCAAAUUUAUAUUUUUGUGAAAGGGGUAAGAAGGAAUGAACUGACCUCUUCCACCCCACUCUGUUUUUAGUCCUUGACUCUGGACGCGCCUACGCUUUGGGCAAUGGAGCGGGAGAGGGAAAGAAAAGCACUCGGAGAUCCAAACGGCGCCGGCCAGGCAUGACUCGGCGACGUCGCCAGCCGCGUUACCCGGCGUGCCCCGCGCGGCGCGGGCAGAGCGGCGUAGGGGGAGGGGCGGGGAGGAGGAAGCGGCGGCGGCGGCUGCUGCGGAUGUCGCUGCGACUGAUCGGCGUCUGAACACACGGCGGCUGCCGAGCGCCCGACCCGGGCCUGCGCCGGAGCCCACGCCAAGCUCCGCGGCUCCUCGCCCGCCAGGGCGGCCCUGAGCCAGUUGUCACUGAGGCAGCGUGCCUCACAUUCUCCGCUGUCAGGCCAGGAGGGCUCUGGCGUUGCCUGGCUCCCGCUCGCUCACCCGCUCCCUCCUUUGCGCCUGAGUCACCGCCGCCGCCAUGGCCGAGAAUGGUGAAAGCGGCGGCCCUGCGAGUUCCCAGGACAACGCCGCCGCGGCCGAAGGUGCCGGCGCACCGGCCGCCACCGCCUCCACGGAACCCAAGAUCAUGAAAGUCACCGUGAAGACCCCGAAGGAGAAGGAGGAGUUCGCAGUGCCCGAGAACAGCUCCGUCCAGCAGUUCAAGGAAGAAAUCUCUAAACGUUUCAAAUCACAUACUGACCAACUUGUGUUGAUAUUUGCUGGAAAAAUUUUAAAAGAUCAAGAUACUUUGAGUCAGCAUGGAAUUCACGAUGGACUUACUGUUCACCUUGUCAUCAAAACACAAAACAGGCCUCAGGAUCAUUCAGCUCAACAAACAAAUGCCAGUGGAACCAGUGCUACCACAUCAUCUGCUCCUAGUAGUAACUCCACAUCUGGUUCUGCCACUAGCAACCCUUUUGGUUUAGGUGGCCUUGGAGGACUCGCAGGUUUGAGUAGCUUGGGCUUGAAUACUACCAACUUCUCUGAACUACAGAGCCAGAUGCAGCGGCAACUUAUGUCCAAUCCUGAAAUGAUGGUCCAGAUCAUGGAGAAUCCCUUUGUCCAGAGCAUGCUUUCAAAUCCUGACCUGAUGAGGCAGUUAAUUAUGGCCAAUCCACAAAUGCAACAGUUGAUACAGAGAAAUCCAGAAAUUAGUCAUAUGCUAAAUAAUCCAGAUAUUAUGAGACAAACUUUGGAGCUUGCUAGGAAUCCAGCAAUGAUGCAGGAAAUGAUGAGAAACCAGGACCGAGCCUUGAGCAACCUGGAGAGCAUCCCAGGGGGAUACAACGCUUUGCGGCGCAUGUACACGGAUAUUCAGGAGCCCAUGCUGAGCGCCGCCCAAGAGCAGUUUGGUGGUAAUCCAUUUGCUUCGUUAGUGAGCAAUACGUCAUCAGGUGAAGGUAGUCAGCCUUCCCGCACAGAAAAUAGAGAUCCAUUACCCAAUCCCUGGGCUCCACAGGCUUCUCAGAGUUCAUCCGCUUCCAGUGGCACCACCAGCGCAGUGGGGGGCACCAGUGGUAGUGCUGCCAGUGGGACUGCUGGGCAGAGUUCUACUGCGCCAAAUCUGGGGCCUGGAGUAGGAGCUAGUAUGUUCAAUACACCAGGAAUGCAGAGCUUGUUGCAGCAAAUAACUGAAAACCCACAACUUAUGCAAAACAUGUUGUCGGCCCCCUACAUGAGAAGCAUGAUGCAGUCACUAAGCCAGAACCCUGACCUUGCUGCACAGAUGAUGCUGAAUAAUCCCCUAUUUGCUGGAAAUCCUCAGCUUCAAGAACAAAUGAGACAACAGCUCCCAACUUUCCUUCAACAAAUGCAGAAUCCUGAUACGUUAUCGGCAAUGUCAAACCCUAGAGCAAUGCAGGCCUUGUUACAGAUUCAGCAGGGUUUACAGACCUUAGCAACUGAAGCCCCCGGCCUCAUCCCAGGGUUUACUCCUGGCCUGGGGGCAUUGGGAAGUACUGGAGGCUCUUCAGGAACCAAUGGCUCUACUUCUGCAUCUAGCGAAAACCCAAGUCCCACAGUAGGAGCCACCGAACCUGGGCACCAGCAGUUUAUCCAGCAAAUGCUGCAGGCUCUUGCUGGAGUGAAUCCUCAGCUACAGAAUCCAGAAGUUAGAUUUCAGCAGCAACUGGAACAGCUCAGUGCAAUGGGAUUUUUGAACCGUGAAGCAAACUUGCAAGCGCUAAUAGCCACAGGAGGUGAUAUCAAUGCGGCUAUUGAAAGGUUACUGGGCUCUCAGCCAUCAUAGCAGCAUUUCUGUAUCUUGAAAAAAAUGUAAUUUAUUUUUGAUAACGGCUCUUAAAUCUUUAAAAUACCCGCUUUAUUUCAUUUUGACUCUUGGAAUUCUGUGCUGUUAUAAACAAACCCAAUAUAUGAUACAUUUUAAGGUGGAGUGCAGUAAGAUGUGUGGGUUUCACUGUGUUUGUUUGUUUUUUGUUUUCCUGGAACAGUGGGAAUCAAUACUUUUUCAUUUAAGGCUACUGCAUGCGUCAAACACUUAUGCAUUUAUUGUAAUUUUUAAAAACAUAUCACCUUUUAUAGUUGGGUGAACAGAUUUUUGUCCUGCAUCUGUCCAGUUUAUUUGCUUUUUAAACAUUAGUCUCUGGUAGUAAUUUAUGUAGAAUAAAAGCAUUAAAAAGAAGCAGAUCAUUUGCGCUUUAUAAUUUGUGAUACAACAUUGCUUAUCGUGACUUUGGCAUGUAUUUUUGCAAACAAAAAUGCUGUAAGAUUUAUACUACUGACGAUUUUUCUUUAUUUGUAUACAGUGUAUGUAUGCACAUUUGGGACACCAUCUCUAGAAACAUACUACAGUAGAUAAUCUGAGCAAAACAUCUGUAAUGGAAAAAAUAAAGAUAAGGAAAUACUUCAAAGUGGAGUAUUUCUUAAUUGUGUAGAAUCUUACAGCAUCUUUGAUAAACAUCUCAGCAAAAGUACUGGUUAGUAAGGCUUGUUGAAAAUACAGUAGAAAAACUGAUUCUGGUUGUCUCUUUAAGGACGUAUUAAUUGUACAGACAAGAUGAUGUAACAUUGUCUCAGCAUUCACAGAUUGACUGUAAAUUACCUUAAUCUUUGUGCAGACUGAAGGAGCACUGUAGUAUAACCCCAAAGUGCAUUUGCUAGGACUUUCAGCUUCUCCCAUAGGUAGUUUAACAGGCAUUACAAUUUGUAAUUGAAAUGUUGCUUUCACUGAAAGUGUCUUGAUGUUUCAGUUAUUUUUAAUCGCCAUAUAAAAAUAGAACUAUCUUCUGGGUUUAUCGGUUUUCUCAUGCACAGGCAAUACACGAAUUUAAAAUGAUUUGUGAGCCACUUGUUUCUGAAGUGUUUUGGUAGUUCUAUUAAGAAAUAGUUAAAUAUUGUGCUUUUCAGAGCCUGAGAGAAGGGGAAUUUGGGGGUGGGGUGGGGUUCUGUCCUGGAUUGGGCCAGCCUGAGUAAUGCUGGCGCCCAGGGUUCUGCUGGGGUUUCCGUGCUGUAGUGUAGUCAUGCAGGGGUGGCAGCAAAGAGCCGCUUACGCCGUGGAGGGCGUCCGGCUGCCUCCAGCUCUCUUCUUCCCUCCCCGGGAAUUCUGUUUGCCUGACUCUCAAACUCUUGGGGUGGUACAUUCCUUUAGGACCAAGUAAAACCUAACUUUGGGGUCAGUGACAUAUUUAGCUGACUCUGGUUCAGUAUUCUCUUAGGUCAUUAUAUUCUCUCAUGUACAGUUAAGGGAAAUUAAAAUGUUAAAGUAACUAAAAUUAAUUCAGACCAGUAAAAUCAAGGGAAAAUACAAGUUGAAUUCCAUUACUUCUGUCAGUUGCUUGCUAUUAAAAAAGGUAAAGAGGCAGGUUGCCCACCAUUUCGUGCACUGUUUUGACACUGUCCCCUGGAAUAAAACAGGUACAAAGGUUAAUUAAGAUGGAGGCAUGACUAAGAGGAACUUGUUAAGGAUGAUCUUUGUGUGUCUCUGCUCUCUCUGCCUUAUGCCUCAGUAUGGUUUUAAAACUUUUGUACUAGCAAUUGGUGGCAUACAGUGUGGGGUAGUGUCAUAACCAGUUUGACAAUUUAUUAAUCACAAAAUAACAAUAAAUCUCUAGCUUUUA